CUGCCGGUGACACCCGUCCGAGAGCCCCGCAGCGCGUACAACCAUGCGUUGAGCCCUGCCAAGGAGAGUGGAUGCCAAACCUGAAUUACCAGCCCAGAGAGUGGCUGUGGAUCCCGGGAGCUCCUGUGAUUUGCGGCAGGUUUUUCAGGUCCCCGCCUGUCACACACACACGCAGAUACUUAAGCAGUCACCCAAGGACCUGCGGGGUUCUUGUUUUACACACUUCUGGUCCCUGCCAGCUCCAGUGCCUGGCCCCAUAACCCUGCCCCAGGAGAAGAUGGCCACGGAAAAGCCAGUGACUCCCACUGAGGAGCAGCUGGAGAUCCUGGAGUACAACUUCUGCAAGGUGAACAAGCAUCCUGACCCCACUACGCUGUGCCUCAUCGCAGCUGAGACUGGACUCUCUGAGGAGCAGACCCUGAAAUGGUUCAAGCAGCGCCUGGCAGAGUGGAGGAAGUCUGAAGGGCUGCCCUCAGAAAGCGGGUCUGUCAGGGACUAGAGGAUGUUGCUCUGAUCUCCAUGCCUCCUAUAAAUGAUACUGAAGCUCUUCAGAGUGGGUUUUGCUGGGGUUCUUCUGUUGCAAUAGGUUUUGCGAUACAAAGUAAUACUCUGCUAUUUAACAUAAGUUUUAUUUAACAUGUACAUAACCAAAAAAAAGAACAUUAUAUAUAUAUAUAUAUGUAUGUGUGUGUGCAUACAGCUUUUGAUGGCUGGUAACCUGUCUAGUGAUUCCAACCCAUUAACACCAGCUGCACAGGACAAGGCAAUCUCAUGCUCUUGUCCCAGGCUUGCAGAAAAGCUGCCAUGAAACAUGUUCAAAUAUAGAAGGAGGAAAUAAAGAUUCAUUUUCCUUACAAUCCCC
Manacus vitellinus (golden-collared manakin) is the source of this 862-nucleotide messenger RNA. It is a transcript of the gene HOPX, whose product is annotated as HOP homeobox. Gene Ontology annotation, biological process: regulation of transcription by RNA polymerase II; cell differentiation. Gene Ontology annotation, cellular component: nucleus. The record is from RefSeq and is a predicted model, not a curated record. NCBI's taxonomy places the organism in Eukaryota, Metazoa, Chordata, Aves, Passeriformes, Pipridae. Gene Ontology annotation, molecular function: DNA binding. Bases 278 to 499 code for a protein of 73 amino acids. The transcript is spliced from 3 exons.